AUGGGCUCCAAGACAAAUGAGAAUGAGGGCCAAAAUGGCGGCAAUGAGUCGUCAGGCUCGGCCCAGCCCAACACCACUGGCGGAGAACCACGUGGUGCUCAUCUGGCCCGAGAUGGAGAUGGAAGUUUGGGUGAUGGAGACAGCGACGACGAUGAUGGCGACAAUCAGCCCGGGGCUGUUACCGAGUCGCUAACAUUGCAAAACACCCCGGCAGACGCUUCGAAGAAGAAGAAAAGAAAGAAGUCCAAGAAGAAGAAGACGACUCAAGUCAAGCAGUCGUCUCCUCCUCGAAUUCCGAUAAACAAGAUCUAUCAAAAUGAUCAGUAUCCUUCCGGAGAGAUGCAGGGCUAUGGGAUUGAGAAUACGGCUCGAACCACGGCUGAGGAAGCCCGAUAUGAAUCCCGCCGUCUCACUCAGGACAAAGCCUGGCUGACCAACUAUCGCCAAGCGGCCGAAGUUCAUCGCCAGGUUCGACGCUGGACACAAGACAACGUGCGACCUGGUUGCACUCUCUCGGAGAUUGCUGACGGUAUCGACGAUGGCGUGAGAGCGCUGCUCGAUAACCCCGGUCUUGAAACUGGAAGUUGCCUGGUUUCCGGAAUGGGAUUUCCAACGGGACUUGCGCUCAACAAUUGCGUUGCGCAUUAUACGCCCAAUCCAGGCCAAAAGGACAUUGUCCUCCAAGCAACUGAUGUGCUGAAAGUGGACUUUGGUGUCCACAUCAACGGUUGGAUCGUAGACAGUGCGUUCACCAUGUCAUUCGAUCCAACGUAUGACAACUUACUUGCGGCAGUCAAGGAUGCAACCAACACUGGUAUCAGGAAUGCCGGUGCCGAUGUCCGAAUCAGCGACGUUAGCGCUGCUAUCCAGGAGACCAUGGAAAGCUACGAAGUGGAGAUCAGAGGCAAGAUAUACCCAGUGAAGCCGGUAAGAGAUCUGAGCGGCCACAAUAUCAGGCAAUAUCAGAUCCACGGUGGAAAGUCAAUUCCCUUUGUGAAGACCAAGGAUCAGACUAAGAUGGAAGAGGGGGAGGUCUUUGCAAUCGAGACGUUCGGGUCUACGGGCCUCGGAAAAACCAGGGACGGACCUGGUGUCUAUGGUUAUGGCAAAGACCUGCAUGCCCCAAAGAGGAUUAUCUCUCCUCUUGCCUCGGCGAAAUCUCUGUAUAAGACGAUCAACGACAACUUUGGUACAAUUGUCUUUUGUCGCCGAUAUCUCGAACGCCUUGGUGUCGAUCGUUACCUGGCCGGCAUGAACAGUCUUGUCUCCCAGGGAAUCGUCGAGUCUUAUCCACCUCUCAUGGACAUUGAGGGGUCGUACUCCGCUCAAUUUGAACACACCAUCUUGCUAGGUGAAUCCGGCAAAGAAGUCAUCAGUCGUGGAGAUGACUACUAA
Penicillium verhagenii is the source of this 1395-nucleotide messenger RNA. RefSeq lists its product as uncharacterized. Gene Ontology annotation, biological process: proteolysis. Bases 1 to 1395 code for a protein of 464 amino acids. NCBI's taxonomy places the organism in Eukaryota, Fungi, Ascomycota, Eurotiomycetes, Eurotiales, Aspergillaceae. Gene Ontology annotation, molecular function: metalloaminopeptidase activity. The transcript is spliced from 5 exons. The record is from RefSeq and is a predicted model, not a curated record.